AUGUCUCAAUCUGUAAGGUCAACUGGACAGAAGGAUCCGAAGUCGGCAAGCGACCAUUUUAGAGCGCAGUUAUCGGCGGCAUUGUUUGCUCGUCUUACCCAAGUAUCUACGGCAAUCACCCAUUGUGAAUCCAGCCUACAAGAUGUCCAGAAAACAAUAGAGGACUCUCGUUCUAACGUUAAAUCGACGACAAGGACGUUACUGGCCCUGCAAUCGGAGGCAUUGAAAAUAAAUGGUAUUACUAUACCCAGAACAAGAAACAUUGACAAAUGGCCGACUGCAGUAUACACUCCGGCGGAUGCUAAUAGAAAAGAACAAUAA
This is a messenger RNA of Paraglomus occultum, 321 nucleotides long. Lineage: Eukaryota; Fungi; Glomeromycota; Glomeromycetes; Paraglomerales; Paraglomeraceae. The record is from the annotation of a GenBank genome assembly.